AUGUCCCCUGAAAACUCGCUGCUUCUCCCUGGCCUCUUAACCCCGGCCGACCCUUUUAAAACCUCCUCUGAGAGCUGCUCUAAUGCGAAAACUGAGGUAUGUGUGGACUCACUAAUUCCUGGUUUAGAAGCUCCACUAUCACAACAGCGACCAGGCGUGUGCUCCUCUGGCGUUCAAGACCCUCUCACUGGGGAUGCCUCUCUUCUGGGCCUCUUGUCUCACUCUCCUCCUCACCAAAACCAGUGUGUUUCCUCUCUUAAUAAUCACCUGGGCUCUAGAUCCGGCCCAGACGAGCAGCUGACCAACCAAGCGUCUGCUGACUCUUCUCUGCUCUUGUCGUGUGGGGGCAACAAUGAUGAGUUUGACCCUAUUCCUGUUCUCGUCUCCAAAAACACAAGUCAAGAUCUCCAAGCUGAAGGUAAUGGAUACUCUGUACUCGCUGAAGGGCAUGAGGUGGAAACUUCCGAGCUUCAAACUGAUGAUGGCUGUGUCCAUUCGAGUGAUGAGGAUCAACAGGAGCCCAAACAGGAGCAAAGUGGAGAGUCUGCCCACGACUGCAGUGGCUCUAGGCCUCUGUUGAUGGACUCUGAGGAGGAAGACGCUCCUCCUUACACUGCAGAGUCAUCACUGCCUCCUGUGGCUUUUUCUCCAGCAGACCUCAACCACAGUCAGCACACUUCUGCCCCUCCUGCGCCACCCGCCCCGGCAGAUGUUUUCACAAAUGCCCCGUUUCGGACUGCACUUGAAGAAGACACUAGUGAUGUCUUUGCCAAUGCUCCAUUUCCACGGCCUUAUUCUGCACAGCUGCCCAUUGAUGUCUUUGCUCAGGCUCCGUUUGGGAAAAGAAAAGAGUCUACAUCGGUGAGCAGUGUAAAUCAAUAUACACAAGCAGCCGCUGAACCCAAUGUCCUUGGAAACGUCACUCCACAGCCUUUCCGUCCACAAGCUUUGGCCAAAUACUCCCGUCACUUUGAGGAGGCAGUUCUACAACAGCCAGCUCCAAGUCCAGUGAGCAGACCGGCCCCCGUAGGCUUUGUCCCUGUAGCACCAUCACACUCAUGGACCUCAGAAAGCAGCUCCGGAGACCCUUUUGUCUCUGCACCCUUCCACGUCAAGGGGCCACAGGAAAAGCCUUGA
This is a messenger RNA of Knipowitschia caucasica, 1137 nucleotides long. NCBI's taxonomy places the organism in Eukaryota, Metazoa, Chordata, Actinopteri, Gobiiformes, Gobiidae. The record is from the annotation of a GenBank genome assembly.